This is a messenger RNA of Fraxinus pennsylvanica, 2646 nucleotides long. The record is from the annotation of a GenBank genome assembly. NCBI's taxonomy places the organism in Eukaryota, Viridiplantae, Streptophyta, Magnoliopsida, Lamiales, Oleaceae.
AUGAAUCAUAAUGUUUCGAUAUGUUAUGCAGUUCUUGACUUACUUAAGCAUGAAGAAGUGCAUGGAAUCUUGGGGCCACAGGUCGCAACAGAAGACAAAUUCCUCGCAGAGCUAGGUGGAAAAGUUCAUGUGCCAGUUAUUUCUUUCACCGCCAGAAGUUCAACUCUUCCCUAUUCACAAAACCGCUACUUUAUUAGGACUACUCCAGAUGAUAUGUAUCAAGCUCAAGCUCUCGCAGCCAUUUGCCAAGAAUUUCAAUGGUCUGAAGUAGUGAUUUUGUACGAAGACACGGAAUAUGGCAAUCAAUUUCUUUCACAUCUGAAUAAGGCAUUCCAAAAAAUUGAUAUUGGGAUAGCAUAUAUGAGUGCCAUCACUACAUCAUCCGAGGAUAGUAGAAUAUUAGAAGAACUCAAAAAGCUUAUGGCAAAGCAAACGAGGGUAUUCCUGGUGCACAUGAAUCCAUCACUUGGUUACCAGCUAUUUUCUCUUGCCAAAAAGGCAGGAAUGAUGAGUGAAGGGUAUGCUUGGAUUAUUACUGAUUAUUUAUCCAACUUCUUAAGUUCCACGGAUUUUGUAGCCCGUGAUUCAAUGGAAGGUGUUUUGGGUAUAAGGCCAUAUGUAUCCUGGUCGGAAAAGCUCGACAGUUUCCAAGAACGGUGGAAAAGGAAUAUGGUUCUGAAGAAUAGGACAGGUUCAGUUAGGGACUUAAAUAUNGUAUCCUGGUCGGAAAAGCUGGACAGUUUCCAAGAAAGGGGGAAAAGGAAUAUGGUGCUGAAGAAUAGGACAGGUGCAGUUAGGGACUUAAAUAUCUAUGGUUUGUGGUUGUACGACACAAUAUACUCCUUAGCAAUAGCAGCAGAGAAGAUUGGGCUAGUGAACUCUAGCUUCUUGUAUGUGAACACCAGCAAAAAUGGAACAGAUACUGCAAACUUAAAAAUCUCAGCAUUUGGACCAAGACUUCUCAACGAAUUGUCACGCACAAAAUUCAGAGGCUUGAUUGGAGAAUUUCAAUUGAUUAAUGGGCAACUGAAACCUUCAGCCUUUGAGAUAUUCAAUGUAAUUGGAAAUGGAGAGAGAACAGUGGGAUUUUGGACAGUGGAUAAAGGAAUAUCUAGAGAAUUAAGUUCAACUGGUGGACCAACACACUCCUCAUCCACAAAAAGUCUCAAAAAAGCCAUGUGGCCUGGAGAUUCAGUCACACAGCCAAAGGGCUGGGCCCUUCCUGCAACAGGAAAACUGAGAGUUGGGGUUCCGGUGAAACAUGGAUUCACAGAAUUUGUAAAUGUAAAAAUAGAUGCUGCAGCAAAUCGUACAAAUGCAACUGGUUUUUCGAUUGAUAUCUUCUUGGCAGCAUUGCAGUUGCUACCUUUCCCUACAAAAUAUGAAUUUUAUCAUUAUAAUGACAGCAAAAAUAGUAACUGGAGUUACGACGCCAUGCUUCAGGAGAUACCUCAGGCAUUUGACAUUGUGGUGGGAGAUACAACAAUUUGGGCUCCGCGAGCUGAUUAUGUUGAGUUUUCGUUACCAUAUGCUGAACCAGGAGUCGUUGUAGUGGUAAAAAAUAAGAAGCCGUUUGACAUGUGGAUUUUUGUUAAGCCUUUGAGGAGGGACCUUUGGCUGACAAUCAUCGUCGCCUGCAUCUUGAUGGGAAUAGUGCUUCGAAUACUGGAACACAGAGUACCAAACACAAAUGAAGAGUCAGUUAGGCCACACAGGGAGAGACUUCGAAUGACUUACUGGUCUCCAAUAACAGUACUUGCAUUUCCUGAAAGGAAUAUGGUGGCCAAUACCUGGUCAAUAAUUGUAUUGGUAUUUUGGUUGUUUAUGGCAUUCAUCCUCAUGCAGAGCUACACAGCAAACUUAUCAGCUAUUCUGACCGUAGAUCAAUUAAAAUUUGCUUUUUCCGAGGAUUAUUAUGUGGGAUAUCAGGAGGGUUCCUUUAUGAAAGAAUUUUUGAAAGAGCAACUACACAUUGACGAGUCAAGGCUCAAAGAAUACUCAUCAGUUGAAGAGUACCAUGAGGGAAUGACUAGAGGAAGCCAACGAGGAGGCAUAGAUGCCAUAUUUGAUGAGAUUCCUUACAUGAAGAUUUUCCUUAAGAAAUACGAUUCUCAGUACAAAAUGGUUGGACCAACAUACAGGACGGAUGGAUUUGGCUUCGCAUUUCCUAUUGGCUCUCCCUUAACUGCGCAUUUCUCAAAGGCCAUCUUAGCCGUUACUCAAGGUCCAAACAUGACAUCUAUUGAGCAAACAAAUUUCGGACCUGGAUACUCUUCUCAAGAUCCACUUUCCUCAACGAUCUCGCAACGGACUUCUAGUCUUACUUUUUUUGACUUCGGAGGGCUCUUCAUUAUUGUAGGUCUAGCCAAAAGUGCUUAUGCUUUAUGUCAUCAAAAUUUCAUUCAACGCGGAAUGAUGCAGAAGAAAUUCAUGCAUCUGUCCCAGACAGCGGUGCUACUUCUAGUGAAGGUGGAGAUGCAAUUGUCUUUGGAGGAAANNNGAGAUGCAAUUGUCUUUGGAGGAAAUCCAAGUGGAAGUGAGGGAGAAAUUUGUGAUCCUGGCCAGAACAAUGACGGUGCUUCUGCUGAAGAUGAAGAAGUAAAAACUGACGACACUGAAGAGAGGAAUUCCAUGGCACAUAAUUGA